Molecule: messenger RNA, 573 nt
Organism: Anisakis simplex (herring worm)
Lineage: Eukaryota; Metazoa; Nematoda; Chromadorea; Rhabditida; Anisakidae
Source: the annotation of a GenBank genome assembly
AUGAAGCGUUCACUGAUUGAAGUUAAAGUUGUUUGGUUGCAGUUGAUCGUACGAAGUUUGGCCAGUGCAGCGCAGGAAACACCGAAGACAGAUGCACCAAAAGAGAGUGUAUCUAAACAGCAACAACAACCUUCGAAAGAUGAUAUCGAUCAGCUGUUCUCAGCGUCUGAUGACUCAAAAACUAGACGACGACAUGCAUUCAGUAUCAAUCGCGUGGAAUUGAUUGGCGGGGUGUCCGAUGAACCGAUUCAGCGUGUGGCGCGCAGUGGUUCUGAUUAUGUGACAUUCAAUAUGAUCACCAACAUGGAAUUCCGACGUCCAGAUGGCGAACGAAAUGAUCAGUCGGAAAUGCAUUCCAUAUCCGUAUUCGGCCGAGCAGCUGAAUUCGUUAUGCGGAAUGUUCAAAAAGGAACACGUGUAUUCGUCAGUGGACGUUUGCAUUAUCAACCGAUGACACGCGAAGAUGGCACUCGAAUGGGACGUAUGGCAACUAUCAACGCCGAGACCGUUCAGCCACUCGCCAAGUUACGUAUGAGGAAUGCAGAUGACUCGGAGAUGGCUGAUACACACUAA